AGCAGAUUUGGCAAUGAGCAAGAAAAUCUAUACGAGAAGAGAACCUGUGAGCGAGAGAUGAAAGAUGGCUUCUCUGUCUCUGCUGGAACUCUGUCUCCUCUCUCUUACAUGGACAACAGCUGGGGUUCAGUCACCAGAUCAUCUGGUGAUGUUCUCCCUCCCUAUGGUCAGUAUUUCUUUGCCAUGUGGGAUUUCCUCUAUUAAAUCCUGUUCCUCUGUUAACUGGAGCGUGGUUGAAGGGUUUGGUUCGGCUGCUGAGGUGGUGAGAGCUGGAAGAGUGAGCGCUCCAAACGUCCCCAGGUUGGGCCUGCUGCAGGACUGCUCUCUGGAGAUCAACCGCCCUGUGCUCAGCGAUGCACAGCUUUACUCUUGUGACAGUGGAGGUCUCAGGUCAAGUGUUUCCCUUCGGAUUCUCCAACUUACUGAGAGACCGGCUCCUGCAGAGGGCACAGUGGAACUUCAGUGUUUCCUCAACACAUAUAAAGGAUACGUUGCAUGUGACAACCCAGAGUUGCACAUCACGUGGACUGCUGAGGAUAACACUCCGAUAAAUGGAAACAGAUUUCACUUUGAAAAACUCUCUGAUUGUUUCUCUAAACUGAUCAUCAAGAAGAAACUGACGGACCACCUCAGAAAAUGGAGAUGCCAAGUGACUCAGAACGACGUUGUUAAAGCCUCCAUCAGUCACACAACAACAAUAACAGAUGGUGUAGAGGAAGUGUUCGCUGCAGUGGGUGAGUCAGUGUCACUCUCCUGCAGCAGCACUUCCUCUCUCGGUGUCAGUGGCAGCAUGAGGUGGGCAGUGGGUGGAAGACCCCUCACACACAAUAACUCACGUGAAAAGGACCAAUCAGAGGCCUUUCAUUUGAACAAAGACUCGUCACUGCUCAUCGGUGAAGUGACGGCUCUGAAUGCAGGAGACUACCAGUGUUCAGAGGCCGCUGAUGAGAAAAAGGUUUUAAACAAAAUCAGACUGCACACCCUCGAUGUUACUUCACAGUGCGGAGCAGACGGACAUAAUCUCACCCUGACGUGUGUGCUAACCUGCACUAACACAUGUGACAAAGACUUUAAUUUAACCUGGUCUGGUGAGGGCCAAACUAUCUGGCAGAGUGGUUUGAUAAACCACAGUAACACUCUCAUAAACACACUAAUUCUCCCAGUUUGUUCUCGGAGCUCGGCUGAAAUAAAAUGCUCUGUGCACAGAGAGGGUGUCGUGAUGGCAACAAAGGAGUGGGGCUCUGUCAGCUCUUUGCAGACGCCUGCAUGGUUAGUCCUUCCUCUGGGCCUCGGGAUGUGUGUAGCUGCUGGAGGAGUCUACUUUAAGAGGAAGCGCAAGGAUGCAGCACAUGAACAGUCAAGUAUUGGAAUGACUAACGUGUAUGAGGAUGUAAAUAAUGCGGAACUACAACAGAAAGAAGAAUCCAACAGAGAAGCAGCCGCCGCCACUGAAAGUUUCUAUGAUAUAUUACAAGCUGUGAACUAGAUCCUUUUAUUGUUUGUGUUUUUGUCCCUAUUUUAACCUAAAUGAAGAAAUUUCACAACCAUCAAUGAAAUAAAAAACAAGUUUUCAAA
Messenger RNA from Hippoglossus stenolepis (Pacific halibut), 1575 nucleotides. RefSeq lists its product as uncharacterized. Bases 65 to 1486 code for a protein of 473 amino acids. Gene Ontology annotation, biological process: T cell activation; positive regulation of ERK1 and ERK2 cascade; interleukin-15-mediated signaling pathway. Gene Ontology annotation, cellular component: membrane raft; external side of plasma membrane. Lineage: Eukaryota; Metazoa; Chordata; Actinopteri; Pleuronectiformes; Pleuronectidae. The record is from RefSeq and is a predicted model, not a curated record. Gene Ontology annotation, molecular function: MHC class II protein binding; protein tyrosine kinase binding. The transcript has 8 exons.